Molecule: messenger RNA, 1203 nt
Organism: Alternaria triticimaculans
Lineage: Eukaryota; Fungi; Ascomycota; Dothideomycetes; Pleosporales; Pleosporaceae
Exons: 3
Coding region: 1-1203 (400 amino acids)
Biological process (GO): transmembrane transport; nucleobase transport
Cellular component (GO): plasma membrane
Molecular function (GO): nucleobase transmembrane transporter activity
Source: RefSeq, a predicted model, not a curated record
AUGCGGGAGAGUGCGGGGAUCACGAGUAGAGAUUUGCUGAGCUUCUUCUUGUUUUGGAUGGCGCAACUACCAGUCAUGUUCAUUCAUCCCACGGUACUUCGACACCUCUUUGUUGUCAAAGCUGUCUAUACAACGAUUGCACUCUUCGGGGUGCUCGCUUGGGUAGUCAGUGCCAAUGGGGGCAAAAUUGGAAGUUUUACGUACACGACCAAGCAGACUCAGCUCUCGGGCUCAGCUCUGAUCUGGCCCAUGAUACAAGCCAUCAAUUCCGUUAUGGGCGCUCUGGCGCCAGUGCUUAUCAAUCAGCCUGAUAUAGCGCGAUACGGACAUUCCUACGGCGAUGUGACAUGGAGCCAGGGCUUCGGUAUUCUUACCAGUAAAGUACUGGUCAUGUUCCUGAGUACCGCAACGACUGCAGCCGCUACACAAGUCCUCGGCCAAAGCUAUUGGAACGUAUGGGAUCUCUACGACGCCAUCUUGGAUCAAUAUUGGACUGCUGGAGCUAGAGCAGGGAUAGUAUUUGCGUCUUUCGGUAUGAUGCUCGCUGUACUUGUCACCAAUGCAGGAAGCAACUCGCUUCCCGUUGGUGCCGAUCUUACAGGAAUCUUCCCUCGAUGGUUGACCAUUGUGCGGGGCCAGGUACUCUGCGCGAUUCUGGCACCCUUACUUGUUCCAUGGAAGAUUAUCGCCUCGGCGACUGCGUUCUUGACGUUCCUCGGAAGUUACACUGUAUUUCUGAUGCCGAUCUGCGCGUGCAUGAUUGUCGACUACUGGCUCGUUCGAAAGGGUAACUUGCAUGUUCCCUCAUUGUACACGACUGCAUCCGAAAGCCCGUACUCGUACUGCAAAGGCUGGAAUAUGCGCAUGCUGGCUGCGUGGACAGCUGGGGUUGCCUUCACGGUCCAUGGCGUCGCGGGGUCUUUGGAUGCUGAUUCUGUCGCCGAGGCUAGCAAGAAUAUGUACAAGCUUGGCUUUCUACUAUCUCUGUUCAUGGGCGGCUUGGUUUAUUACAGCUUGUGCCUCAUCUGGCCGGUGAAAAUGGUGCCUCGAGGGGCAGGGGGAGAGCUGGGGUUUGAAGCGUUGGCAGCGAACGAAGGUUUCUUCGACGACGAGAAUGUAGGAACUAUCACGGGCGUACGGGAAGGCGAAGAAGUGCAUGAGACGCAGCACGGCGCUGCGGAUAGCAAAGGGUUUGUCUGUUAA